AUGGCCAAGAAAAAAAAAUUAACCGCUUUACAACAAGGUGGGAUCUUGUAUAGUCGCAAUCGUGAAGCAGGAACUACCGUAGUGAAAAAAUGUCCAGGCCGAAAGUCUAUUUUUGACACACCCGCACUAGAAGAACUUAAAAAACUUGUUAUACAAGAUACUAAUCAUUGUCGUCUAAAUGCUCGUGAAAUACAAGAAUUAUGGAAUAAAGAAAAAAAUCAAACCGUCUCCAUUUCUACAAUACGUCGUGCUUUGAAAAAAACUGGUCUUCAUCAUCUACAUUGGUCGACUCACCAAUGGCGAAAUAUCAUCUGGUCAGAUGAGUCUUUUUUUAGACAAUUUUCGUCAAGUCAUAAUAUCAGAGUUUGGCGUACCCCUGCUGAAGAAUUUGAUGAAUCAUGUCUUGUUCCUACUGUGGGUCGUAGUCCUGGUCGUAUGUUUUGGGGUUGUUUUUCAUGGCAUGGAUUAGGACCAAUUAUUCCAAUUCAUGGCUUUCCUAAUAGAAAAAGCAUUUUUCAACAAGAUAAUGCGCCCUCUCACAAAUCCAAAAAAGCUAUGGAUUUUUUUGAUAAUGCUGGUAUUUCUAUGUUACCCUGGCCACCGCAGAGCCUAGACUUGAACCCAUUAGAGAACCUUUGGCAAGAGAUUGAAAGCCAUUUACGCAGUUCUUUGGAUAAACCUACAAGCAUUAAAGAUUUGGAAGAAAAGGUCAAAGCUACUUGGAAUUCGAUUCCACCCAGAUAUUAUCGUGGGCUAGUCAAUAGUAUGCCCAAUCGG
Molecule: messenger RNA, 777 nt
Organism: Racocetra persica
Lineage: Eukaryota; Fungi; Glomeromycota; Glomeromycetes; Diversisporales; Gigasporaceae
Source: the annotation of a GenBank genome assembly